AUGUAUGUUUUAGAAGAGCAAAGAUACAUUCAUGAAGAUCUUGAACGCCUGGAACAAGGCAUCGCUGAUCGCGUUCGCGAGGAGCCAAAGCCUAUUCGCGACCGACUAAACCGAGACCAUGAAAUUGCCCAACUCCUCGACCAGAUCCAGAGACAGUCAAGUAGCCUGUUGAACCUGUACAAAGACGAGAACGGAACCCGAGCAGGAGAACUCCAAGAACUCAACACUGGCGAUCCCUUUGAUGCAUUUUACAAACAACUUGGCGACAUUCGUGAGCACCAUGCCAGAUAUCCCAACGAGCAAGCGGAAAACUCGGAACAAAGAUAUAAGCAAAAGAGAGGCGACCCGUCCGCGCCUGUCGCGACGGUUGUGGACACAAUUUUCUCCGGAGAAGAAGCAUUUGGGCGAUUCUUCGACUUGCAUACAUGUUAUGACUCAUUUUCAAAUCUACCCAACGUCAAGCGACUUACAUAUUUGCAAUAUUUGGAGUAUUUUGACAAUUUUGCUGCUGGGUAUGGUGGAGUCAAACGAGGCGACAAGAUGACGGAUCAGUAUUUCAACUAUGUUGGAGAACUUGCGCAAUACCUCGAAGAUUUCAUGCGAAAAACGCGCCCUCUAGAGAAUCCGGACAACAUUUUAUCAGGCUUUGACGAAGAGUUCGGCAAGCUUUGGGAGAAGGAUGAGAUUGAGGGCUGGCAGAUCGAGUCAGCAACAAACGGCUCAAAAGCGACUCUGACCGACGCCGAGGCUAUCUGGUGCGAGGACUGCGAGAAGGAGUUUAAAAACGAAAACGUGUACAAGAACCACCUAACUGGGCGAAAACACAUCAAGGCAGCUGAGCAACGUAAACAACGGCAGCAAGAUGCUGCGGCGGGGUCAGCAGAUUCGAAAUCAGUUGUCGUUUCAUCGGCAAGAUUAAAGGAGAGGGCCAUUGCCGAGCGUGAAUACCGAGUCAAAAAGAUGGCUAGCUUGAUGAAUACGGAACGAAGCGAUACCCGCGUCAACGUCGAACGAAAACAAGGCAUGACAAAACGCGAACGAGAACAGGAACUUGAAAAUCUUCUCAACGCUUCCGACACGCCACGAGAAGCCGCUGAAGACGGUGAAGGAGAGGGCGACGACGACGAAGACAAGAUCUACAACCCUCUCAAAGUUCCAUUAGGCUGGGACGGCAAGCCGAUCCCCUUUUGGCUGUACCGACUGCACGGGUUGGGCGUAGAGUUUCCCUGCGAGAUUUGCGGCAACUACGUGUACAAGGGCCGACGAGCAUUCGAGAAGCAUUUCAACGAGUCUCGCCAUAUUUACAACCUCAAAUGUCUCGGCAUUACCAAUCCGACCCUAUUCCGGGACAUCACCAAGAUGGACGAGGCCGUCAAGCUUUGGGAGAAGAUGCAGAAAGAGAAAAAGAAGUCGAAGCUGGAUGAAGGCAGUGUCGUGCAAAUGGAGGACGGAGAGGGCAACGUGAUGCCCGAAAAAGUGUACUAUGAUCUACAAAAGCAAGGGUUGCUGUAA
This is a messenger RNA of Metarhizium brunneum ARSEF 3297, 1512 nucleotides long. It is a transcript of the gene sap61, whose product is annotated as Pre-mRNA-splicing factor sap61. Lineage: Eukaryota; Fungi; Ascomycota; Sordariomycetes; Hypocreales; Clavicipitaceae. Gene Ontology annotation, cellular component: spliceosomal complex; nucleus. The record is from RefSeq and is a predicted model, not a curated record. Gene Ontology annotation, molecular function: zinc ion binding; RNA binding. Gene Ontology annotation, biological process: mRNA splicing, via spliceosome.